Messenger RNA from Homalodisca vitripennis (glassy-winged sharpshooter), 2112 nucleotides. RefSeq names its product sarcoplasmic reticulum histidine-rich calcium-binding protein-like. The transcript is spliced from 3 exons. Lineage: Eukaryota; Metazoa; Arthropoda; Insecta; Hemiptera; Cicadellidae. Bases 1 to 2112 code for a protein of 703 amino acids. The record is from RefSeq and is a predicted model, not a curated record.
AUGGCCUUCAGCCAAAGAAAAUAUCUUACUUCAUCAAUGAAGAAUCCAACAGCCUGUACUUCUACAAGUCAAUUCAAGCUAGCUACUUUCCUAGUCGCUGUCCUUGGACUAUCUUUCUGCGUCAAUUUAUUGAUUUCAUCUGCCGUAGAAUCGACAUCAUUACCGAGCAAAGCUGUAGAAUCAACAUCAUUAGACACCAAUGCAGAGGGCUCAACAAAUGUCCAACAAGUCGCUCUUCUAGAAGACACUAAAUCAAAUGUUAAGUUGGAGAAACGAAAUGAUGUAGUGGAAGAUCAAAAGACUGCAGAGGGUAUUACACAUCACCAUUAUCAUUCAGGACAUGUAGACCACGUACAUAAACACAAAGGUCACGCAGAACACGGACACAAACACCACGGUCACUAUGAACAUGGCCACAAACAUCACGGACAUGCAGAACAUGAUCACAAACAUCACGGGCAUUAUGAACAUGGACACAAACACCACGGCCAUGCUGAACAUGGACAUAAACAUCACGGUCACUAUGAACACGGCCACAAACAUCAUGGUCAUGCUGAACAUGGCCAUAAACAUCACGGUGACUUUGGACAUGGACAUAAACAUCACGGAGAGUUUGGACACGGACAUAAACAUCAUGGGCACGCAGAACACAGUCAUAAACAUCAUGGCCAUGCAGAACACGGGCACAAACAUCAUGGAGAUUUUGGACAUGGACACAAGCACCAUGGCGAUUUUGGUCAUGGACACAAACAUCAUGGCCAUCAUGAACACGGCCAUAAACACCAUGGUCACGCUGAACACGGGCACAAACAUCACGGAGAAUAUGAACACGGACACAAACAUCAUGGACACGCCGAACAUGGUCACAAACAUCAUGGACAUUAUGAACAUGGACACAAACACCACGGCCACGCUGAACAUGGACAUAAACAUCACGGUGAUUUUGGCCACGGACAUAAACAUCACGGAGAUUUUGGUCAUGGACACAAACAUCAUGGUCAUCACGAGCAUGGUCACAAACAUCAUGGACAUGCGGAGCACGGUCACAAACAUCAUGGAGACUUUGGUCAUGGACAUAAGCAUCACGGGCAUGCCGAACAUUCCCAUAAACAUCAUGGUCAUGCCGAACAUGAUCACAAACAUCACGGACACGCUGAGCAUGGACACAAGCACCAUGGAGAUUUCGGGCACGGUCAUAAACAUCACGGACACGCUGAGCAUGGACACAAGCACCAUGGAGAUUUCGGACAUGGUCAUAAACAUCACGGGCACGCAGAACAUGGUCAUAAACAUCAUGGACAUGCUGAGCAUGGUCACCAUCAUCAUGGAGAAUUUGGACAUGGUCAUAAACAUCAUGGGCACGCAGAACACGAUCACAAACAUCACGGACAUGCGGAGCACGGCCACAAACACCACGGUGAAUACGAACACGGACACAAACAUCAUGGGCAUGCCGAACAUGGUCAUAAACAUCAUGGAGAGGCCAAACAUUCUCACAGCCAUCAUGGACACGCUGAACAUGGUCAUCACCACCAUGGUGAUUUCGGACAUGGACAUAAACAUCAUGGGCACGCAGAACACGAUCACAAACAUCAUGGACAUGCGGAACAUGGCCACAAACAUCACGGUGAAUACGAACAUGGACACAAACAUCAUGGACAUGCGGAACACGGCCACAAACACCACGGUGAAUACGAACAUGGGCACAAGCAUCAUGGACAUGCUGAACACGGUCAUAAGCAUCAUGGCGAUUUCGGGCAUGGUCAUAAACAUCAUGGGCACGCCGAACAUGGACACAAGCAUCAUGGGCACGCUGAACAUGGACACAAACAUCACGGCGAGUACGAACAUGGACACAAGCAUCAUGGACAUGCGGAACACGGUCACAAGCAUCAUGGGCAUGCUGAACAUGGACACAAACAUCACGGUCAUGCUGAACAUGGUCACGAACACCACGGAGAAUUUGGCCAUGGACACAAACAUCAUGGACACGCCGAACAUGGGCAUAAACAUCAUGGGCAUGCUGAACACGGUCACAAACACCAUGGGCAUGCUGAGCAUGGCCAUAAACAUCAUGGUCACUAUGAACAUGGCCAUAAACAUAAAGCAUAG